AUGGCCACAUCUGCCUCUCGCUCGCCCUCUGCCUCGUCCGUUCGCGCAGACGCCAUUUCGCGCCUCAAGAGGGCCGCCUCUCUACCACGCAUGAAGGAUGGGAGGCGCCCUGCUAUACCUGCCAAUGGAGGUGCGUUUAGCGAGGGGGCGAGGAGUGAAGAGGGCUCUAUGCGAGGUGCCGACACCCCGACUUAUGGGUACGGCGAUCGAUCACAAUCAGAAACCGACAUGGUGGCCUUAGUUCGACCGCACGAACAAGAGAUGGAGCUCAGUCACGAGAACGUGGUGGAAUACCAACCAACGGCGCUAGCUGAGGACGAUCUGCCCACCCCAACCCCCCGAGAAGACGUGAAUGACCUCCACCAUGCGGAACACGAUGUGUCUAUCACCCAGGCUGCGACAGAGGUCCACGAGAAGAAGCCUGAGAUUGAACUCGAACCUGUCACCGUACCAGAGCAGACGGGGGAAGAGGAGGAGGAAGAGGAACAAGAGGAGGAAGAGCACGACGAACCGCCAUCUCAGCUCCCCACCGCUGAGGAAAUGUUAUUGCUAGGUCUGCAGCAACAGAUGCAGAUACAGCGUGUCUUGGCUGGUCUGCCUGCGGCAUUCCCACCCUCAUCCUUUCCAACCGGAUUUCCACCAUCUGCCUUUCCUCAGAAUGCUUUCCAAACAGGGCUACCCAACCACCAACCGACCAAUCAGCUGGAGGUCGUGAUUGGAGCUCUGUUGAGUCAGCAGCAACAACAUCUGCAGCAACAACAACAGCAGCAAGCUGCAUCGUCUUCGCAACCACGGGUGUAUAGACCCCCUACAUCCCCUGUUGGGUGGCAACAGCCCAUCAAGUCACCGGCAUCUCCUUUACCGUCCCUAAAUGAUCUGGCCGCUGCCCAUCAAAGGGGCCUUUUCCGUUCAAACAGUGCUGCUGCCCGAACCGAAGCAUACAGCAAGUUAACUGGUGGUCGGGAGACGCCCAUGAUUUCUCCACCUGCAUCGGUGCUUGGGCAAGUCAGCAUGAGCCGAUUGGGCCGAAGCCACACCGUCACUGGUGGCGAGAGAAUGGCUGCGGGUGGACGAAUGGUGGGCGUCAUCAGCCGGCGGCAAAAACAGGAAGACCAGAACCGCGCACCCAGCGCUAUGGACAUGACAACAAGCGCUGGCGAGGAGAGCUCUGUCUCAGUGACAACUCGCGAAGAACGUCGCUCUCGCAGACGUCGCCGACAUUCGAGCCAGUCAAAAGCCGUGGUGGUGGAUGACCGAGACGUGCCUACGAAUGCCCCAAGUACACCCGCACCAUCCGGGACACCUUUGCCACAAGAAGACAUUCCGCCUUUGCCGCCGCGGGAAUCUAUUUCAUCUCUCUCCGCUGCGAAUGCUCUGAGACAGAGUAUCGAGAAACGCGGUGCAAGAGACAACUUCGAAUACGACUACGAAAGAGGUAGGGCGAAGUCUGCCACUCCAGUGUACUAUGGUUCGAAACCAGGCACGGAUGUGGAGACAGACAACGAGAUUCCUCCUGUACCUCGAAGUCCAACCAAUAUUCCCACAAGCCCAUCGUUGAGUGACCUAGGGCGCCCCCUUCCUACUACGCCCCUGUUUACCGGUCUUCCAUAUCCGAGUGCACCGUAUCUUACGUCACAGAGCGGCACACACAACUCAGAUGGAGCCUCCCAUGCCUCAUCUGGCUACAUGGACGGUAUUCCUGUCUACUUGAGGACUGGCAGCCUGCAGCCAGCUCGGGACUCCUUCCCUCACACCAUCGAAGGUACACCAUACAGCCUGCCAUACAAGUCGUCGCCUAAUGGUGAGAAUCACAACAAGAUUCAUCGGGCAAUAACCCCCGGCUACGACUCUGCGGCUGAAAGCCCAUGGAAUCUGGGAGCCGGCUCAGAAUUUCAUGGCGCAUUGGGCGACACGAGAGGGCGCAAUAUCAUGGAUCAGUUCCGCGACGAGGGCGAAGAAAAAGCGGAGACCGGCGCACUACUAGUAGAAAGUCUUCCCGAGCCGACCAGCCUAGGGUCGGAUUCUGCAAAUACUGUGCGCGCCGCCAUAACCCCAAGCCCUCUGCCGCCCAUGCCCUUGACUGCUCCAGCAACCAUCACCGGGAUGUCCUCCCAACAAAUGCAAUUCCCUACCGCUGUCAGCCCGUCACCACGGGCGCCUACGGUCAAGCCCGCACACCGAGAGGUGUUGAGUGACAUCUCUUUCACCUCAGUACCCCCCGCAUCAACGCCACAUCGUAGCCGCACAGAAUCAGUGGGGAUGUCUGACUUUGACAUUGCGAUCACUGACGGGGAGACAACCGGGCGGGAGGACCGGCCGAAGAAACGGCGCAGUGGAAGCAACUUCUCAGACAAAGUCAAAAGUUUCCUGUCGCAUAUGUCCAGCAGAACGGCAUUGAGACCGCGGACGACCAGCAUAAGUAGCCGACAUGAGCGGCAGCAGAAGACAGAAUCAAAUAAUAGCGGGGAGCUUUUGGGUGGAAAACUGGAGAAUGUGGAGAGCAGGGAAAGCAGGGAAAAGCGAGAGAGUCGGGACAGUAGGGAGAAGCAGGUUGCGCAGUUUCGCGAAGGACUCCUAACCAAGAGCGUGUCGGCCGUGUCCCUGCCUUCUCAGGCUUCUCCCCAAUUUAGCAAGUCUCUCAUGGAUGUCACCACCCCGAUGCCUCAAGGCAGUAUCUCGCCGUUGCCGCCUGCCUCUGCCGCUCAAAUCGCCAAGUACACCGACGACAAACUGCUGCCAUUCCCUGGCAUGCUCAGGUUAGAGCAGGAGCGUUCAAAACUUCGGACCUUAUCUCCACCCACGUCACCAACUAACCUAUCAUUCUCUCCACCGCCCACCUCUCCUCCUCCGGGUACACAAACCACAAUUAGAUCAGGCUCGGCAAAGCUUGGAACCCCGUCUCCUGGUAUGACUCUACUCGAUUUGCCCUCAACGCCUACUAGCGCACCUGCUACACCAGGUACCCUAGGGGAGAGGAUGGGGGAGAGGACAUUGCACUAUAUCGACUUGGGUGACAACCUCCUUGCCGGUAGUGAAACCUUACCGACGACUCGCCGCGGUGUUCAGCAGUGGCUGAGGAUGAAGAAGUCAUCACCCAAUGGAAAUGGCGCCGUACAGAAGAAGUCAUCUUUGACCGAUUUGCUCAGCUCGGGCAUGCUUAACGAGAGUCCUAUUGAGAAAGACGAUGGUGCUGGGCUCUUCGGGAAAUUGUCAAUCGGACGGAACACGAACAAGAAAUCGAUCCGACCAAGGCUUCCCGAAAGACAAGAUGGUCGGGCAGGUGCAAGCAGCAGUACUGAUAUUCCUCAAGUUCCCAUCCCAUUUCCUGCACCUGUGGCGCCUCCAGCCCAGAUCUCAAUACCGCGGCAUCCUGAGGACUCUCAUGUUUCUACUGCUCUAUCUUUGGUACCAUCACAGCCUUCAGCGAUGCUGCCAACCAAGCCAUCAUCGCCAGCACCUCUCGUCCCCGUUUCAGAUCAGCCGGCCGUCGUUGUUGCCUCCGCUUCCAAUGCGAGCAAUUCUCUUGCAUCUCUUGCUGCUGUGGCUGCCACAUACCAGGAAAAGAGCAACAAUCAGAGCGCUCUUGCAAGUUUAGCCGACGCUGCCGCAGUAUCAGACCAGCCAGAAGACAGUCAUAGCUCCUUGGCGAGUGAUCCCUCCGGGCCCAACAGCCAUAUCACAGAUCUGUCUAUUUCUGCUCUGUCGACGCCGUCCGUUUCUCAUGAAACGUCGUCAACUUCUCAACCAUCCCUAGAUUCCCCGCCUCGGGUUCAGCUUCCCCACCUGAAGCAAUACAAGUCUGCCUCAACACCGCCUGCGGGAUCUUUAUCAUUGAAUAUCCAGCCAUCUUCACGGACAUUCUCGCCCAAACCGUCUCCUCCACGGAAGCUAUUACUUCAUAGCCCUGUCCUUCAAGUCGUUCAAGGCGACAGGUUGAAGGAGCGACAUCUCUUCCUUUUCUCAGACAUCCUCGUUAUCGCGAAACCCGAUCUGAGAUCGUCGUUAACGAAUGAGAAGGGCGACCCUGGUUCUUUGUCGCGACCUUUACUGGUCAAGAGUAUUGUUGAGCACCGCAAUUUGUGCAUCAAACCGCAGCAAGAUCAUGUUGAGCCUGUGAAGUCAGACAAGCACAAGUUGACAAUGAGGGCAUUUGCAGACGAGUUCGCGGAAAAUCCUACCGUGGCCGUCACCAAGUUGGCCCAACGCGCUGGGCUGCAAGAUGACCCUGGCGCCAUAGCGGACGUUCUCUUUGAAACACCCUCCCUCGACAAAAGGCAACUCGGAGAAUAUUUGUGCCAACGGUCUUCAAGAUAUGUGCUUCGAGCUUUCAUCGAUCGAUUUGGGUUUGAGGAUGUUCGGAUUGACAUCGCUUUGAGAACAUUCUUGCUUUCCAUCAUCCUGCCUGACCAGGAGGAGAAUUCAGACCAUCUGCUUAACAACUUUGCUGCACGCUGGUGGAGCGCCAAUUCAAGAACGAUUGGUUUUGAUCGGGAGCUUUCCACGCGACUCGUCCUUGCGAUGAUUCAGCUGAGCGAAGCUUUACACUCUGCUUCUUCCGUCUCAUCUGGGAAAAAUGGCGCUAUGAGCCCCAACAAGCCGCGUAUAUCGGUUCAGGAUUGGAUCGAGACUUUCCGCAUUCGGGAUACUAGACAAUUGGUUCCAGAAUUACUCUUGAGAGCCAUCUACACGGGGAUUUCGAGGUUUCGCAUAGCCGAGUCAUUGGAUUCCAACAGCGACUCAGAGGUACCGGCCGCUAUGAUACCGGCCAGAAUGAAGACACGGCUGACGCACGGAGAACCUUCGGAGCGUAUCCAUAUCCGGAUACCUCGGCCGGAUCGCAACUUCGCCAUCAGAUUAUACGGGCAUGGUCUGAAGUUCGAUCCUGAGUACCUCGACUUCUCCAAUUCAACGGAACAGUCCUUUGUCAUCUUCCCUACCACUGUUGGGCCAAAGACUAUCAUAUUUGGUCGAGAGGGCGGCAAUUCCGCGUUCUACACAGGUGUCCCUUUGAGCAAGACUGUUCUCGUCGAGCGGGCAUUCAUGAAGAACACUUUCCAAUUGGCAUUCGUCAAUCACCUCGGCGUCAAACGCAAAUAUCUCUUCAGUAUGGAUGAUCUCUUCCGUGUGACCGAGUGGACCAACACCCUCUCGAGGGAAAUCAACAAACGCAAGUCCAUGGAAGCUCCCUUGCGCGAGAAAGACGCAGAACGGAAAGCUGCAGCAGAUGUCAUUGCAUUUGUUACGCUGCGCGAUCUGCUGCUUCCACGUGAAGAGAAGGAGCCAAAUUCUUCUGCGGCGGACACCAGUGCCGCGAGCUACUCCCGAAUCGGUCCUCCAAAGAGCCCUGCUGCUAAAGAGUCACCCAGUGAUGAUCGAGCUUACACCGGACAACAAAUAAUCCAAACGUGCAUUCAGAACAGUCUGCUUGCCAGCAUGAUUUUGCGAGCGAAGCCUGCUAAGGCCGACGGAAACUUCAGUGACCUCGAGAAGAGGACACCUACGCCGAGACUUGCGUCACCCUUGACGCUAACGCCCAGAAUUCGACCAGGCGGUAUGCGGAUGUUUUGAAGAAUUGAUUCGGCUAUAGUCUUUCUUGUCACUUUCCUAGAUUGUGGAACUUCCUGUAACGAGUCUUUACGCCUUCCUAUUUCGGUCUUCCUGUUCAAAUUGCCUCGCAUCACAGUCCUCAACUCACAUGUAUUGUUACUCACAGUUCUGUAU
Molecule: messenger RNA, 5721 nt
Organism: Dacryopinax primogenitus
Lineage: Eukaryota; Fungi; Basidiomycota; Dacrymycetes; Dacrymycetales; Dacrymycetaceae
Exons: 2
Coding region: 1-5568 (1855 amino acids)
Biological process (GO): regulation of ARF protein signal transduction
Molecular function (GO): guanyl-nucleotide exchange factor activity
Source: RefSeq, a predicted model, not a curated record